AUGCACGAAAACCCCCUGGACGCCACCAAAAACCGACCUGCUGCAUAUAUCAUCAAUCAGAUUGUUCUUGGAGAAGAAUCAGACGAUUUUGAUACAGCUCAAGUGCAAAAAGCAAUUUCACACUACGAGCUCUAUGUGAAAGCCAUGAUCGAAGUUGGCACAGAUCCGAUAGAGGUCACCAAGCUUGUUUCGAUGAUUGAGCGCGGGAUGUCCUACGAAGACGCGUUAAACUUCCAUGAGCGCGUUUUCGGAGAAACGAUCCCAGAAGCAGUUUACGAGUUUGUGCGCGACACGCUCAGAACAGCCGACAAAGCAAGCACCCAUGAGGUCAUGGCUGCCUUUCUUUUUGGUCGAGAGGAUCCAAUUCCAAAAAUGUUCCAGUCAAUCAUCGACAACAAAAUUCUCUCUGACGACAAGAAAUUAGAAUGCUUCCGAUUGUAUCUCCAGAGACACAUCGAUGUCGACGGCGAUGAUCAUGGCCCUCUGGCUUUUGCGGCUUUGAGUGAAAUCUGUGGAGACGAUGAAACGAAAUGGGAGGAGGCAACGGCUGCUGCGAAAAAUGCGAUUGAGAGACGAAUCGACUUUUGGACGGCAAUCUUGGAAACAUCGUCACAAGAGUUUUACUCGAGAGCCACCACAAAGGUUGAGCAACGACUUGAGAGACGUUUGACUAAGGCAGCGUUGGAACAUCUUACCAUUGACAAAGACGUAGCAGCAGCUUGA
Molecule: messenger RNA, 723 nt
Organism: Oikopleura dioica
Lineage: Eukaryota; Metazoa; Chordata; Appendicularia; Copelata; Oikopleuridae
Source: the annotation of a GenBank genome assembly